This is a messenger RNA of Amblyraja radiata (thorny skate), 2087 nucleotides long. RefSeq names its product islet cell autoantigen 1 (gene ica1). Gene Ontology annotation, biological process: regulation of transport. Gene Ontology annotation, molecular function: protein domain specific binding. Bases 260 to 1840 code for a protein of 526 amino acids. The record is from RefSeq and is a predicted model, not a curated record. The transcript has 15 exons. Gene Ontology annotation, cellular component: Golgi apparatus. Lineage: Eukaryota; Metazoa; Chordata; Chondrichthyes; Rajiformes; Rajidae.
UGGGCGGCCCGGGGAGAGCGCGGAGGUUGCAGCCGGUGGAGUCGGAGCCACCUCCCGCUGCUGCCACCGCCGCGUAGGUAGGUGCCAAUUAUUCGUCCCAACCAAUUGUCAUGUUGUUGCUAGGGUGGAAUUUAUUUAAUCGUUUUAAACAUAGGGCAAUUUAAAACAAAAUUGCUUGUAGACUUCUCUCCUCCUCCUCCUCCUCUACGUUGACGAUGGCAGCAUUAGCAAGAGAAGCUCAAUGAGGUUCUGAUGAAACAUGGACCAUCAAAACUAUGGAUAUGCUCGAGAACUUUACAGUCGAUACGUCCGAGACCAGGACAGUUCAGUUGUAAACAAAAUGCAACAGAGAUACUGGAAAACAAAGCAAAGCCUUAUCAAGGUCACUGGGAAGAAAGAAGAUGCACAUGUCGUGGCAUCAGAUGCAGACCUGGAUGCUAAAUUAGAGGUAUUCCAUUCCAUUCAAAGAACAUGUAUGGAACUUCUGAAGGUCAUCGAACAGUAUCAGAAACGGAUUUGUUUUUUGUCUCAGGAAGAAAAUGAAUUGGGCCGAUUUCUCAGAUCCCAGGGUUCACAGGAUAAAACCAGAGCAGGAAAAAUGAUGCAAGCAACUGGAAAGGCACUAUGCUUCUCCUCGCAACAAAGACUAGCACUCCGUAGUCCUUUAUGUCGACUGUACCAGGAAGUGGAAACAUUCAGGUACCGCGCCAUUUCUGACACCUGGCUGACCGUGAAUAGAAUGGAACAGUCUCGCACAGAAUACCGGGGAGCAUUACUGUGGAUGAAAGAUAUUUCUCAGGAGCUGGAUCCUGAUAUGUAUAAGCAUCUUGAAAAGUUUAGGAAGGUUCAAGGUCAAGUUCGUCAUACGAAGAUUCACUUUGACAAAAUAAAGAAUGACGUGUGCCAGAAAGUAGACUUACUUGGAGCAAGUCGUUGCAAUCUUCUUUCUCACAUUUUAGCAACUUAUCAGACGACAUUACUGCAUUUUUGGGAAAAGACAUCCCACACCAUGGCAGCUAUUCAUGAAAGUUUCAAAGGAUACCAGCCAUACGAGUUUGCAAUGUUGAAGAUUUUACAAGGACCUGUAAAUAAAUUGUUGGAACAGGUAUCACAAGACGACAAUAAUGCAAAGAAUAAUGCAACAAAGGACGCAUCUGAUAAAGAUGAUGAGCUUAUCUCAUUGAAAGAAGAUAAGGAAAACAAGGAAUCUGACAGUUCAGAUACUUCUCUGUCUCCUGCAAUGGGAAAUGAUACCUUUUCAACUUUGGAACCAAUAUCUUCAAAUAAUCAGCAUAAAUCAGAAUCCAUAGAUGAUUUGUUAGAUUUGAAAAAGGAAGAAAAGGCAACAUUGUCUCUGAGUGCUCCAACAGAACUACUAAUCAACUCCAUGGAACCACAAACAAACGACAAGGAUGAAAUGGCUUUGCUGAAUGAAAUACUAAAUGGGACAUCACUGGAAGAGGGUGACUUUGGCAGGGAAUGGCAAGCAGUAUUUGGAGAAGACCUGAGUUCACCCAACAAUCUAAUGGCUGGUGAAUCAGACCAAUCUCCCUCUCCUUCAGGCUUCCUUCCUUCUCAACUGUUUGACAAAAGCUUAGCAGAUGCAUCAUUUUCAGUUACAGGCUGGACAGCAGCUGGUCUCAGUCUUCAACCUACAUCUCAAUCAAAAGAGCACCAAAAUGGAUUAAUUGACAAUACGAGUAAAAAUUCAUUUAGAGCUACUCAGAAAAAUUCAACUGACCUGACGACAUGGUUUAACCUUUUUGCUGACUUGGAUCCAUUGUCAAACCCAGAUGCUAUUGGACGAACUGAUAAGGAGCAUGAACUCCUCAAUGCAUGACACACACUUGGACAAGCUGUAAUCAUAACUAUAACAUUGUAAUCUUUGGUAAAUCUAUUGAAUGUUGAGUACUGGAGCCUAAUUUUCUAAUAUUUCACUCAUUAUAAACUGCUGAAAAAAUGUUUACUCAUUUUAACAGCACAAAGGAUGACAAUCUGUAAAUGUUGCUGUCUUGUUGCCAAAUGAAAGAGUAGAGAAUAGAGAUUGUUCAAUUAAGCAAAUGUUUUCUAUAUUACUUUCUACAACC